AUGGCUCUACGACUGCAGUGUAACGACUACAUUAUCCAUCUUGCCGCGUGGGCUGGUGAUGGCUUCAAGGAGGGCGUGUCGCUUACCGUUUACGACGAGCUGAUCUACAAGGGCCCCUUUACGCCCCUCUUCCGUCGCUUCCUCUUUUCGAGAAUCCGCCUGACUUCCAAGAUUACCAUCAUCUCGUACACUGGAACCUACUACGCCAUUGGGGCGGCCUGGAUCUUGACAUCGUGCAAUUACUUCCUUAUGGGAUGGUUCAACGGAUACCUAGACAAGUACUAUAUUGAUUCGUGGCAGGUCUGGUUCUCCAUCAUCCUAGUCUUCAAUGCUUUCAUGCGAUACCGUGCCGGCAAAAGCAACAUCGCUACCUCCAUGGUGGAGAACUUCAAAUGGACCAUGAUGCUGGCUAUCAUCUUGGGCGGCCUGUCCUUUCACGUGUCACAGGCCUUGCUGGCCCACAUGUUUGAGAUUGAUAUGAUGUGGGGCGCUACCAUUAAGGAGGCUGAGUUCUCUAAUUUCUGGAUCGAGGUGCCUAAGGUGGUGAAGAAGGUAUCUAUCACGUUUAUGGUGACAAUGAUCGUGCUCGCGGCGUUGGUAUUUCGUGCCGUUUCCCGUCUUCAGUCGGUGGUAGCUACGUCGAUGUAG
Neurospora tetraspora is the source of this 648-nucleotide messenger RNA. RefSeq lists its product as uncharacterized. The record is from RefSeq and is a predicted model, not a curated record. Lineage: Eukaryota; Fungi; Ascomycota; Sordariomycetes; Sordariales; Sordariaceae. Bases 1 to 648 code for a protein of 215 amino acids. The transcript is spliced from 4 exons.